CACGUGAUAAAUGGUAAUCAAGAAAUUUUCGCCCUGUCUGAAAAAAAUAGUAAAGUAGUCGUUGUGCACAGAAAUGUUGUUAUGCCGUACCUGUAACGAAGAAAGAGAAGGAAAAUUUUGUUCAGAGUGCGGUACUCCACUAAACGCUUCAAAUGUACCACAGGAUCAUGGUAGUACCACUAAGGAAGUACAAUCAAAAGAUGGUGGAAAAGGAAAAAAUUUACAGUCACAUGAUAGUGAUGUGAGUAAUCAACACAUUGUAAAACAAGUACCAGAAGAAGCAUCUAACGCCCAUGCAUCAAAGUUACACCAAAAUGGGAGUAGUAGCCAAGAAAUUCCUCAGAAAGAUCAACCAUCUAAUACUUCAUCCUCCAAAACAAUUCUUCCAAAGGAUGGCUCACAGGAAAAAGAAAACAAAGUUUUAAAUCAAGAAACAAACAACGAUGUUUCUUUUCAGAAAUCAAAAGAUUCUUCUCAACCAAUGGAUGUGGAAAGUAAGGUUGAUAAAAAGCAUGCUGAUGAUUCCCUCCAACCAAUGCAUGUGGAAAAGACAGAUGAGAAUGGGAGGCAAAGGCAGGAAAAAGAAAUUGACAAUGGCAAUGACAAUGACACUAAUGAAGGUAAUGAAAACAAUGUUAAUAUUGAUGAUGGCUAUAAUGAUGAUUAUGUUGGUAGUAACGAUAAUGAUAAUGAUUAUGAUAAAGAAGAAGAAGAAAAAGAAGAAAAAGAAGAAGAAGAAGAAGAAGAAGAAAAAGAAGAAGAAGAAGAAGAAGAAGAAGAAGAAGAAGAAGAAGAAGAAGAUAGUGAUGUAGAUGACAAUGAUGGUGAUGGUAAUGGUGAUGGUGAUGAUAAUGAUGAUGAUGAUGAUGAUGAUGAUUAUGAUGAUGAUGAUGAUGACGAUGAUUAUGAUGAUGUUCAAGACAGAAAAGAUGGAAGAGCAAAGGUGCCAGAAAAAAUAACGAUACUUGAACGUGCAAGUCAACAUUUGCCUGGAACAUCUGGCGCGAGCAACUGUCCUAUUGUUGUUGAUAGUGAUAGUAGUGCUGCAAGUAACAAUAAAAAAAACGCCAAAAAUCGUAAGCGAAAGAACAUGAGGAAAAUGAAAAAAGAAAAUAAGAAGAAAAGAAAGAAAAGGAAAAAAAUCAGUGCUAAUAUUUCGGCUAAAGAUGAAACUACAGAAAACAAAAUGAAAAACCCUCCACAGCAGUCUUUUGGAGCAGCUAUAAAUAACCAACCAACAGCUUCUAGACAGUUUUGCCAAGACUCUGAUGCAAUUUAUCAGAACACUAGGAGUGGCAUGCAUGGUUAUCAGCAUACAUAUUCCAGUGCUGAAAGAAAAGAUCUCCAGUUAGUGAAUAUUCCACACAAACCACACGAGGAAAUGCUAGAGGUACAUUUCUUUGUCACUGUUCCUGAGGAAAAUUACAAAGAAAAAUGGAAAGGAAGCCAUGUCUUCAUAUAUUUCGGAUCACAUCUUUUAGGAUGUUUUGCACAACCAGCAGUAAAAAUGAAUUACAAAUGUACACUUGGGAACAGAUUUGCGGUACUACAUGGAGAACUUAGAGCACCAAAAUUCUACUUCCAGAUUGAAAUAGAGUACAAGUAUGUUAUUCAGAGAAAAGAUGGCAAUAUUGUGUGGGAAUAUUUGUAUUCGCCUUAUUCUCAUCCUCUUCGCAACAGAUUGUUACAACCUGAUUUUCGUUUGUAUCGACAGUGCUGUGGAUUAUAUGAACAAAUAUCAGUUUGGCAUCAAGUAGAUGAUUUUAUACUGCCACCAUCUGAUGAAGCGAACGCUGGUAUCUUCAGUUUUGUAAAGCAAAUUUUUAAGGACAUAAUGAGGUUGUUCUCAGGGAAAAUAUCAGUAUUUGAAAGCCUAAAGGAAUUUUCGAAGAACAAAGCUCCCAUUAUUUUUAAUCUUUACUUGAAAGCUUGUAACGACAAUGCAUUGGUUGGUGGUAAUAUGUUUGAUAAAAUGUUAUUUCUCUUUGGACUCAUACAUGGCUUUAAAGAAUGUUUUACAAGCCGAGAUAGAAUAAAAAUGCGUUGGGAAAAAAUAACAUAUCAGAAUGUUGAGGACUUCAUUGGAAAUGCAAGUUAUCAAUUGAGUAUCUUAUCAGCAAAAGAAUUUAAUCAACCCAUGGAUAUGAACUUGAAACUUAAUAGAGUAGUGACAGCAGUAACCACAUUGUGCUAUCUUCAAGAUUUACCAUCUGUUGAUGAUUUGGUUUUGAAAAACAUUUUUAAAUCAUUAUCUCUAGAAAAUAUUGUGUUUGAAAGUAAUAAAAAUGCAUUUUCAGCAGCCUACAAGUCAAGCAUAAUAGAUGACAGAUUGAUAUUGAAUGGCUUAAGGCAGUUUCUACGAUUUGCAGUUAGAAGUGGGAAAACAGAAUUUGCAGAUUGUUGGUGCUACCUUUUAAUUUUGAUUCAUGUCAUAUCUGGCAAAUGCCCAUUGUAUGGGAAACCUGUGAAGCUGAAUCAGAGUGCAAUUAAUAGCCAAACCUGUGGAUUAGAUGUUCUUGUAGGCAAUGAUGUAUCUGAUACUUUUUUAGAUGCUACAAUAAAAAGUCUGGAUAACUUUAAAAACAGUCUCAAAAUGGAUAAACUGUUACAAAGAUCGUUGCUAUUUUUAAUGAAACUCAAACAUUUUCCUGAAGCUAUGGAAAGUGGUUUCUUUAAAGUUACUUUACUAAUUAGUAAUCUGAUUGGAAAAAUUAGGAAAAAAUGCGUUAUUCACAAAGACGAGGUGAAUUUUCUAACAGAAACUUUAGCCAUUUUGCAAUCUAAAAUCAGCAAUUUGGAUGAUCCUGACAUUUCAGUCAAAGCAAGAUGUGCAAUUAUAAGUAAACUCCUUGUUUUGCUUCAUGUAUCGUUUGCUAAAAUUGAAAUUAAUUCAGACCAUGGGAAUUUUUAUUCGUGUUUUACUGCAACAAUAUUAGAAGCCACAAAAUCGCUAAACUUUCUUGAUGGAGAUGAAUCAUGUGUGUCAAAAAUUAAAAAUUUGGAAAAGCAGAUUAAAGAAAACAUACCAUUGGUUUGUGCAGCUCUAAGAAAGAAUGUUGAAAAAUCAAUGGCUUUUUAUUCUUACAAAGCUACGGAAAUUAAAAAUGUGUUAAAGGUAAUGGACACCUUAAUCAAAAUGUUUUCUCACUGGGAAAGUAAGAGUGAUUGUCAGCUUAUCCAAAUACUUCAUGAUCAGCUAGCUAAAAUGCAUGACUGUUCCAAAUUUGUUGUUCAUGUGUUCUUUAACCUUGAUGUGGUCAGUUAUGGUGCCAAUUUUAAAGAUGUACUGGAAGAAAAGUUUAGGAAGUCCUUGGACAAUCUAUUUGAGCAUAACCAAUAUGGCAAGUGGUUGAACCCAUUAUCACUGAAUAAAGAAGCUUACAAAUAUUUGUAUGAAAAAUUUGAAAAGGAAUGGAAGAAAAAUGUUACUCCAGAAGAAAAAUUACAUCAUUGUUUAUCAUGGGUUUAUAUGAAAAAUAUGUUGCAGUUAUUUAUUAAUUGGAAAGGUGACGACCAAUUAGGAAUAAUUAUUGAGGAUGUACGAAGCACUCUGAAUUGGUUGGUUGACCAUUUGAUACAUUUCACAUUGCCUAUGAAAAUGUUACCGGUAGUAAAGAGUAAAGAAGAAAUAUUUUGCCACUUGCUUGAUAUAAUUUAUCCAGAGGAUGAAAAUGGCAAAAUUGAAAAUAUCAAUGAAACUUUUAAGAGGUGGCAAGACCAAGUAGGCUUCUUUAACCGUACAAAGGCAGACAUGCUUUACUAUCUGGAAUUAUGUGGGAGUAUAUCAGAUAAAAUAACGAAUAUCAGCCACUUUGCUUCAAAAGUCAACAAUGAUGUCAGUGGUUGUCCAGUUAGUGAAAUAUUCGAGAAUGGUUUAGACCAAUAUUUCACUGUGGAUAAAAACUUUUUACGAACAACAGAAAGGAUAAAUCACUUUCAAAUUAAAAGUCUUCAUUUAUUUCAACAAACUUGGAACCAUCAUAUUGGAACAUUACUAAAUCAAAGUCCACUUGAUCAUAUGGAAAUAAUGGAUUCAGUACUGGAGCCUACGUUAACUGAUUUAAAUUCAAUGGUGGAUGAAAUACUAAAUGGCACUAUUACUGCAAAAAAUGUAAAACAUCAAUUGGUCCACAUUGAUGUCAAUGAUUUAAGAUCAGAACUGAGUACUUUGAUCAAUUUCUUCAACCUAAGGCCCACUAAUCAAGAAUCAAUUAUUCAUAAAAUCAAAUGUGUUCUUGACAUAUCGAAGUGCUUAGAAACCACUGAAUCUAUAUUUCAUGUAUCUAGAGAACUAAAGCUUUCUGGCGAUUUUGAAACAGUUCGAAAAAUACAAGAACAGGCUCAACCAGAGCAUGAUAUCUGUCUCAAUGAUAUAACUGAUGCAUUGGUCCAAGAUGCAGAAAAAAUGCUAAACACAACACCUGAAAUGAGAAAAGUUUUUAAUGCUAUAUCAGAUAAUGUAAAAUUCCUUAUAUGGCUUCGAGAAAAUCUGGAAGAUCCAAAGGAAGUAAAAGUUUUUGUGGAAAUGAUGUCAAUCGCAGCUGGGGAAAAUGACUAUGAGGUUGAUCGUGUCACUUGCUUUGAAGCAAGUUGUAUUGCUUUUAGUCAAGUAAUAUUUAGCUUGAAUGAACAGUCUGGAUUUAGAGAACUAUAUGAUGCAUGCAAGCAUGUUUCUGAGCAGUUGGGAAAUGAUAAAAAUGUCAUUACAAAACUUAAAGACAGCAAUGCAAAUCUUGAAUGGUUCAGACAAGCUAAAGAUUCUCAAGGCUCUGUAGCUACAAAAUCAUUAAUGCAAGCAAAAGAAGCAAAUCGUUCAGGUUGCUAUGUAAUUGGAAAUGUAAGAGAUGAAAUUGAUAGAUUUCUCAAUGAAGAAGCAACAUUAACUGAAGUUAUACAACUUACUAUCGGAUCUGGAGAAGAAAAAACAAAGAAAUUGUACAAUCUACAAGACAUUUACGAUCUGCAAAGUAGAUUGAUGCUUCUUGGUGGGGGUUCCUCUACAGAUAAACAAGCUGAGAAAGAGUACUUUUUACAGAUGACAGAGCUCGUGACUAGAUUUGCUAGUGUGUUUGUGGAUUUAUGUGAAGCAGGUGAUGCCAGUGUUCUGGAUUAUCGAAAGAUUGUCCAAUGCGACAUUGACAACCCAGAAAGUAACAAUUGGUUAAAAACAGAGAUUGAGGAACUGGAGCAACAGUUGAUUAAUUGGAAAGCUUCCCUCGGUGAUCAUAGAUCAAAAAAUGCAGUUCUUAAUUAUUUCACUGUAAAACAAUGCCUAGUUUUACAAAAAAAUUUGUUUCCAUUGAUAGAUGAUAUAAAAAACGUUAAGGAUUUACUGCCACAGGUUUUCACCUUGCUGAAAGCUGUAACUGGAGAUAUUACCGUGGAAAGAAUAAAAAACGCAUUUCUUCGUUCAAAAACAUUUGAAGAAAACGAUAAUGAAUCUGAAUGCAAAACACCAGCUGUUGGGACACCAACUAAUUUUAAUCGGAAUUCAUAUCAACAAUUAGAAAAAUAUGUAACUGAUCUACAAAAUGAAUAUGAAUUUGAUGAGAACAUUUCUUUUGCUUGCCUUGUGAAAUGCGUUCCAUUUGAUAUUGGUCAUGCUGUUAUUUGGUGUGCUAAACAGGUUGGCGACAGUGAGGAAAUUGAUAAUCUUGCAGAAAUUGCUAAAGAAGAAAUGGAAAAAUUAAAAGCUGAUGGAAUGGAUAUUGAUGUGGAACAAGAAGAAGACAAACAAGAAAACGAUUCGAAGUUUCUUUCUUUAAAGCAUUUAUCAUUAUUCCUGAAAGAAUUAGCUGAAGAUGGGAAAGGAAUGCAUUCGAAAAAAAAAGAUCGUAAGAUUCCUACUUACCUUUGUCAAGACAAACCGAAUCUAAUUGUUAUCCCAAAUGAUGAUAUUUUUCAUGCCAUCUUAAAUAUGUAUCUUGAUGGAGGAGGUCAAUUGCCAUGUGAUGAUGAGGUUUUGCUAUGUUCAAGUGAUGUAACUGUAGAACAGAUUCAACUGUUGUUCUUGCGUGCUGUGAACAACUGCUCUGGAAUCUAUUGUCUUGCCUUUUCAGACAAGCUUGGAUUUAAUGAUAGUGAAAGAUGUUAUAAAUUUCUUCAGGAGCAAAUGAAAAAAAAAUUCAAAAGCCCAUUGGUUGUUUUAUGCUCCAGUGAAAAUGAAAACAAUUCAUACUUAAUAUCAGCAUUAGAUGCAUAUAGAGUGAAGCUUCCUUUUCACCCCAACAAAAGUAUUGUUAAUGCACUAUUACAUAACAAAUUAUGCCAGCUUUCAAGCCCUGAAAAAUUUCAGUAUGCAUCCCAAGUAGACAGUGACUGUCUUAACGUGCAUGUAAUCAGUUCGGAGAGAGCUGGAAUGGGAAAGUCACUCCUUGUGUCACAAAAGGGUGAUAAGCUUCAAACUCUGACAAGACAGUCUAAACUGUUUCGUAAUCGAAAUUUGAAAAGCAUUGCUCCAGAAACAUUUGUUGUAACUACAUCAUUGCAUGGUACUAAUGUUGAGGUCAAAGAAGUUGUUAAUUCACUUUGUCAAUUUGAAGAAAAAUUAGAAGCUGUGUUUCCUAGAAUCUACCAUUUUGAUGUUGCUCCCACGAUUGGCCAUCAUUUUUUGGAUAUUUUCCUUUUUAAUGUGCUAAUACUUGGCUCUUGUCACACAAGCAGUGGAAAAUUAUGGCGGAAGAAUGAGCACGAUUUGUGUUUAAUUGAGAUAACUAAUACUGUGGACAAGGAUAUGAAAAGCAUUGUUUUAAGAAUGUUGCCAACAAUAAACUGUUUGUCACCACAACAGACUACUACCCAUCUCCAGACUAAUGCCAAUUUCUCAGAAAGCAACCAAAAUGUUUGGUUUGAUACAAAAGAAUUUAAAAAGAUACCUGUUCAACGAGUGUAUCAAUACCUUAAGGUCUAUGACAACUCUCCAGCUGCUGUCAAUAAUUUUAAUUUUAAUGCUAAUGAGGUUGAAGAGAAUUACAAUGACUGUUUGGAAAUUCUCUUAAGAUAUUGUGGUAUUGAUCAGCCAUCUUGGAUGGAGCUUCGUAAUUUUGUACACUUUUUUAACCAACAGUUAUUGGAUUGUGAAGAAAGUGCUUUUACAUGUGCUGUCAUCAACGAAGAUUUGCGUGGAUUCAAAGCUUUUGUUGUGAAAUUCCUGCUAGAAAUGGCCAAGGAUUUCUCAACUCGAUCUUUGACUAGAAAUGAAAUCGAAAGCACAGACAAUCAAAACUUGUUGGUACAAUUGAAGAGGCGCUGGGAACAAACAUAUCACCCAUAUCUUUUCUUCAAUCAAGACCGAAAUACAUUGAGUUUUCUUGGCUUUAAUGUUGAUAGAGGUGGAAAUCUGUUGGAUCCUGAACGUGGCGUUAUAAUUCAACACAACAUUAUGGCAACAACAUUGUACGAUGAUUUAACAAGACAAAUGAGAGGAGAUUUAGUCAGCUUAAACACAAAUUAUAACUUCUUAAAUCGAUACCAAAAGUUGCAGCUCCUUUGCCGUGUAAUGGGAAUAGAUAUUUCAACUGACGAAGGCAUUCAAGACCCUGAUCCAACUUAUGAGUUAACAAUUGACAAUAUGAAGAAGAUUCUUGCUAUUUACAUGAGAUUAAGAUGCGGUAUCCCUGUUAUUCUAAUGGGUGAAACUGGUUGUGGAAAGACAAGACUAAUUAGAUUUAUGUGUGAUUUACGUGCUGGGUUAAAGGGGGCAAGAAACAUGCUAAUAAUCAAAGUUCAUGGUGGAGUUACAGCAGGAGACAUCACAAUGAGAGUGAAUAAAGCAAUAGAAAUCGCAAAAGAGAACAAAGGGAAAUUUAAUCUUUCAACAAUACUUUUCCUUGAUGAAGCUAACACCACUGAUGCUAUUGGAUUAAUAAAAGAGAUCAUGAUUGAUAAACGUGUUCAUGGCAAACCAAUUGCAUUAGCAAAACAUGGUCUUGAAAUUAUUGCCGCAUGCAAUCCAUACAGAAGACACACUCCCAGCAUGAUCUCAAAAUUGGAGUCGGCUGGUUUGGGAUAUCAUGUUAACGCUGAAUUAACAUAUGAAAAAAUUGGUAAUAUUCCUUUGCGACAACUUGUGUAUCGAGUACAUCCACUACCAGAAAGCAUGAAGCCUCUUGUGUGGGAUUUUGGUCAACUAAAUGCUGAUACAGAAGAAGUAUAUGCAAGACAGAUUAUCAAAAGAUAUGAGAAGAAAAGCAUGUUGCCAAAUAAUAGCGAUUUUGUUGAACUUCUCGUAACUGUACUUGCUGCAUCACAAAGAUUUAUGAGGAAUAGAGAGGAUGAGUGCAGUUUUGUAAGUUUACGAGAUGUAGAAAGAGCAGUGCAAGUAACGUCAUGGUUUUACACAAAAAUGCCAUUACUUUUAAACCUGUCCACAGCCAGUGGUGAUGUCAGAGAUGCAUAUUUUACAAUGACUAGUUUUGAGAAGAGUAUUGAUAAACAACGAAGAUCACUAGUACUAGCUCUAGGUGUUUGCUACAUGGCACGAUUGGAAGAUAGAGACACUUAUCUUAGCUAUAUAGCACCAUUUUUUGUUGAUUCUUUUGCUUUACAAGAUGGGCCAGAACAGCUAAAAGAGGAGAUUAGAACAUGUCAGGAAAAUUUUGUAAAAGAACUGAAUCUAGAUGACAACAUUGCAUGCAAUCAAGCUUUAUGUGAAAAUGUUUUCAUGAUGGUCAUAUGUACUGAGCUACGAAUUCCUCUUUUUGUUGUUGGAAAACCUGGCAGCUCAAAAUCUUUAGCUAAAACAAUUGUACAGGACAACAUGCAAGGACAUUCAUCAAGGUCCCAAUUAUUUAAAAACUUUAAGCAGAUUUUUAUGUCGUCAUAUCAAUGCAGUCCGCUUUCCACCGCAGAAAGUAUAAUCAGUACUUUCAAGCAAUGCAGUCGUUUUCAAACUGGGAAGAAUUUAGAGGAAUUCACCUCAGUUGUUGUGUUAGAUGAAGUUGGUCUUGCUGAAGAUUCUCCACGUAUGCCUUUAAAAGCUCUUCACCCGCUAUUAGAAGAUGGUACCGAUGGUUCAGAAGAUUUGACAUUUAAUGGUGAUGCCCUUAAGACAAAACGAGUUGCUUUUAUUGGAAUUUCCAACUGGUCACUUGAUCCUGCAAAAAUGAAUAGAGGAAUUAUGUUGUGCCGUGGACAACCAGAUUUAGAAGAGCUUAAAAACACUGCUAAGGAUGUUUGUGGAGGUAAUCCAUCAAUGAAAGACAGAAUUGUUCCUCUCCUUGACCCCCUGGCACGUGGCUAUCUAGAGGUUUAUAAAUCACAAAAGAAUUGUAGCACCUUACAGAAGUACCAAAAGGAAGAAUUUUUUGGCCUUAGAGAUUUUUAUAGUUUAAUCAAAAUGGUAUUCUGUUUGGCUAAACGUAACCAGAGGAUGCCGUCCUUAAAAGAAUUAGAACAUUGUGUCCGAAAGAAUUUCAGUGGAUUGGAUGAACUAGAUCCAUGGAAGAUAUUCUGGAAAGAGUUAUUACACAUUUUUAUGGAUCAAGUGGAUACUGAAAAGCUCAGCAGCUCUUCGUUAGAUUUUAUCAGGGAUAGCUUUAAAAAUGCUUGUCCUUGUUGUGACAGACCUGGGGCAGAAAAAAAACGAUGUUUCAAUGCUCGUUAUUUGCUUGUCAUGACCGAAGAAUAUGCUGCUUUACCUAUAAUAGAGGAACAUUUCCUUAAAGACCGUGAUGAUGUCAGUGUUAUAUUCGGAAGUAGCUUUCCAAAGGAUCAAGAAUUUUCCCAGAUUUGUCGAGACAUCAACAGAAUUAAAAUGUGUAUGGAGACAGGCCGUACUGUUGUUCUCUUAAAUAUGGAAAGUCUGUAUGAAAGUUUGUAUGACGCAUUAAAUCAGUAUUACGUUUAUUUGGGUGGACAAAGUUAUGUUGAUUUGGGUUUAGGAACACACAGAGUGAAAUGCAGAGUUCACGAAGACUUUAAAUUGAUUGUGAUUGCUGAUAAGGAAGCUGUGUAUAAGUCUUUCCCGAUACCCUUGAUUAAUCGCUUGGAAAAGCACUAUGUAGUAACAUCUAACAGCAUGUCUGAAAAAAAUCAUGAUCUAUCUGAGAAGUUAAAGCAAUGGGCCCGUGACUUCUCUUAUGUCUCAACUGCCAGGCAUACAUUUAGCAAGGCUGAUGCAUUUGUGAGUUACAAUGAUGACACCUGUGCUUCCAUAGUAAUCCAUUUAACCCAGAACGGUUAUACAGAAGAUGAUGAAGUAUUUGAAGAAGGUAAAAAGAAAUUGUUGGAACUUACAACUCCAGACUCUUUAGCCAGAUUGCAGCAAGCAAAUAUACCUGAUGAUAAAGAGGAAUUGUGGAAAUUGUAUUUUAAAGAACAGCAUCAUUCUUCGUUAAAAUCAUUUUUAGAAAGUUAUCUUCAUGAUUCUGAUGAUGUGCUUUGCAAGUUCGUCCAGGUCACCACAUUUUCAAGACUUUUAUCACCCGACGACAAAGAAAAACUAGACUUGGGAGAUCUUGAAAUAAAAAUGAUGUCAUUAAUGCAAUUUAAAACAGAGCAGUCGUUUCGAGAAGCUAUCAAGUCAUUUUUCGAAACUAAAACAAACCAAAGGUCGCUUUUGAUCAUACAAUGCAGUAAUUCAGCAGAAUCCAACAAUUUAGUUGCAUGUGCGCAACAUAUUUGCAAGGAAGAAAAAGCCAUUUGCUGGAAUAGAACAGAUGAUGUUUGUAUUCUGUUCCUGUUGCAAUUGAAUCACACACAUGGAGGCUAUAAAGCAUUAAGUGGAUCACAAUCUUUGUGGAAAUGUAUUCACAUUGAUGAACUGCGAGAAGAUUCUACUUCGUUGCCUUUGCUUAUCUCUUAUGCAGGAAGAUCUAUAAGCUCGAUCUUUCUUGUUGAUGAAGAAGUCCAUGACAAUGCCAACCAUGCUCUUUAUCUUAUAAAGGGUUGUAUUCAAGCAGCGAUGGGUAAAUUAAAUGACGCAAAACAAAUGAGUAACGAGGAUAUCAGUUUAAAAAUAAGAGUUAUAUCAGAAUUGCUCAAUGAUAAUGAAGCAUUCCAAAGAACUGUUAUGAUCUAUUUGAACAAAUGUUUAUGCAGAAAAGAGAAAAUAUCUAUACCUGAUGAAAUUAAUUUAUGGAUUCAAAAGGAAGCAGUGGAGCAACAACAUCUCCCAGAUUAUGGCACAUUUCGAGAAGCUUUAAUUCGGUGUGUCGAAGACAAAAUAACCCCUUUUCUCACAAGUUUUCUGAACGAAGUAGACAAAUGCAAUAAUUUGAUAACACAAACAAAAUAUGAACAAUUAUGGGUGGAACUUUCCGGAUCAGCCGUUGAUAUUCCAAGUCUAGACGAUGACAAUAUACAUUUUGAUAGUUAUGAGUGUUCUCGAUUUCCCUUUUCAUGUCAGAUCAUUCAUAUGAUUGAAACAAUCGUCAAGACGCAUAUGACUACAGAAAUCACUGAUGAGCUUCUGGAGCAAAUCAAUAAAGCUGUUGCAAUUCUCCCUGUGUGGAAACACAUUGAAACAUUGACUCCAGACGCUGUAAAAGAUUACAUGCAUGACUUGAUUCGUGCAAAAUUCACUUGUCCCACUGAAGAAGGAUACCAGGUGCUAUGGCUAACACUGCUUGGUUCUGCAAAAUACAUUUUAAACAAAAUGCCAGCUCAAAUGCAAGAAGAUGACAAUUCAAAUGUUCUAGUAACGCAGUUAACAAUACCAUCAGUUCAUGUAGCUUUAUUCACAUGUGAAACCAAACUAAGAAAUCUGGUCUCCUUGUUUAACCUUAACCCUGAUGUUGCCACAACUGUUUCAGAACAAUACACUGAAGACGACCAUUUGAACAUGGACUUGUUAACAUUAAAAGAAAUGCUGCAGCACCUAAUGCCCAGUGGGGAUACAGUUGAUAUACCUAACUGGAGACAAUCUGUUCCAACAAUGAAGAAAAUAAAGUUAUUGCUCACAGAUGUUGUAAUGCAGAAAGUAACUAAAGGGGAUUUACAAGAGCACUGCAAAUUGCUUUGGACUAAACUCCAUAUUCUACAGUUGUAUACAGAUAACAUUUUGCAAGCUGAAGUGUGUUUGACUGAGUUUGAAAAGAAUUCCAUCACUGCUCUGUGGAAAAUUGUGGAAAACUUGGAAGAUAAUAUGACAAGUAUUGCAUCUUGGAACAAUAUUGAGGAGUUUUUUACUUUAGUCUUCCAGGAACACGAGGAGCUAGCAGAAAAACCUGAAUCUGACGGAGAGGAAGAAUUUAUUAAGAAGUGUCUCUCAUUUUUUAUGGAAAUUGUGACCGAAUUCAGCUUUUCAAGAGAUAUUAAGGAAUUAGAUGAAGAAGUUGUUAAAAGAAUUAUGAAUUAUGCAUUUAACUCAUCUGAGCGUGUAGAGACCAAGCCGUUUUCACCUGUCAAGUAUGCUUUGGAUCCUACGCCAGUUAUUCGAUCCUUUAUUCUACAACAGUUGUUAAAAAGAGAGGAGUAUUUAAUGCCCUUAAUUGAAGAAUGUCUGCUUACAAAUUGGAGUUUGGCAAAAACUGACGAAGAUAAGUGGAACAUAUGCAAGCUUUUCAUACACUGUUAUGAGGACCAUCAAACUGCAGAAGCUUCAGUUCUUAAAUUGCGCAUUGCAAAUCAUAUAGAACACUUGAUAAAAAUUUUAAAGGCUUUGCUUAAAGACAUUGACGAAUGUCCCGUGCACAGUAAUAUCUCCUUAGAAUUGCUCAAACAAGUGGCUUCCACACGAAUGGCAGUUUCAGAAUCUGCCCAGUUGUUAUGUUCAAGAUAUUUCACCAAAGAAAUCCCUUAUGAUCGUGUACUUGAUGAAAAGUUGCAAAGGUUGUUUGCUUAUCUGAUGAAACUGAAUCAAAAAUACAUAAACACCGACGGCUAUUUGUUUUUGUUGAGGCUGAUUAUACGCAGUCAUGGAAGUAGGGCAUUGCAUACCAUAAUUCAGGAAUCACAAUUUGACUGGCUUGCUUUGAAAGUCCAAGAGGAAGAGGAGUGUGUUGAGAUACAACCUGACAUGUAUAUGAUUUAUGGAAAGGAGUACCAAGACUUAAGAGACCAACUAUCGAAGGUUAUUUUUGACAAAGACAAUGUUCAAGAACAAGCAGCUUUACGACAGAUUUACAAUGAUCAUCCUAGUGAUAGUACACUAGUUGAAUUGGCUAUGUUACGAGAAUGUGGCAUGUCACUUGUUGAUGUUCCAGAGGAGACUGUAUCAUCAAUUGAAGAGAUGCUCCAGAUGCAGGGGUUAAUGCAAGCAGCAAAUGAAAUAUCCACAUGCAUUAACGAUACAUGUUUGCUGGAGUUGAUUUACCAUUACAGUGUGAUAUUAAAAAAAUGUAGUGCUCAAGGCCUGAUGUCGUUAUAUGUGUCAAUGGUUAAUAAUCCUCAGGAUGUACAGCUUUAUUAUCUUCCGACAAUGCCCAGUGAUAAUUUUUUUGAAGUUAAGGAUGCGUUACCAAAAGAUGGAGAAUGGAUUCCUCACACAUGUCCAAACGGUCAUGUUUAUUUCAUAACUGAGUGUGGCCGACCGUAUGUGCGUGAUUUGUGUCCAACAUGCGGUGCUGGUAUUGGAGGAAGUAACCAUGUCCCAGAUGUGGGAAAUAUUGCCAUAACAGAUAGGGAUACUACGCAAUCCGGCCAUAGCUUGGGUCCUCCAGAAAAUCGAAUGGAAAAUGCAGUUCCUGAACGCGACCUGUCACCUCUUUCAGUUACAAUACAGAGACUAUUAGUGCAUGCUUCGAUGCUGUUAGCCGCUGUAACAGGACAAGAACAGGUAAUACACUCAAUGAUUUCUCCAGAAAUCUCCAACCACGCCCUUCUUCAGUUUAUUCUUGAUCAUAUCAGACAAGAUUUAAAGUUGUUAAGGUACAUCUUUGGUAAAAGUGAUGAAGAUAUAAACAUAAUCAUACAUAUGUUCUUAAAACAUCUUAUGGAUACUAACGAUGUCUUAGUUAAUCGUUAUGAUCUAAGUACAAAAGAAGGAAGAAAUAAUUAUGAAGUUCAUUUCCAUCAACACUAUAUUGACAGUUUUAUACCAUCAUUGACUAGAAACCUUGAAGAAAUUCGAAAAAGUUUAAUUGGAGAUGUUCGAAUAGGUGCAAAUCCUUUGAUGAGAAAAUUAUAUGAACUGAACGAGGUUGCUAUUCCCGAUUUCCAAGAAAUCGAAUUGAUGACAUGUUCUCAAUUUUGGAGUUAUCGCGAGCCAAUCACAUUGGAGCAUUUCAAGCUAGUUGUACAAGAGAAUGAUGUUAUUACACAACGACAAACUGCAAAAGUUUUAUCUUUGUUUUUACAGAAUGAAUCUAUUCUUAAAUUUGUAAAAGACUUACCCCAUAUCAUUGAGUUACAAAGAAUUCUUCAUACCAACUUAAACCACAAGAUUGACAGAGAAACUGCCAACAAAUGGAUUAUUAAGGAUUGUUUGCAUCAGUUACCGGAAGGUGUUCAAAGAACAGUGCAGAGGCUUCUGAAAAGGUUUUUCAAAGCAUGGAAACAACUGAAUGGAUUGUUAAAAAACUAUAAUCGAGUAUGGAUAGAUUCCAAUUGCCAUCCAAAGAAUAUUGAUAUGGAAAGCAGUCUCGUUUACAUCCUAUGCGAUCAACAAGGACCGGGUUUAUGCAUGAAAGCGCUCAUCGACUUUUUGGCUUUCAAUCAGAAUGAAUUCCUUGAAUCGUACUUCUCAAUGUCGCAGCUGACUGAAAAGCCAAAAAAGGUAUCAACGAUUAAACUGAAAGAAAAUGAUAUCAUUUCGUACACACCAGAAGAAGAUUUGCUGCCACUUGUUUAUGCACACUGUGAUUACUCUUUGGAGAUUGGAAGAGGAACUAAAGUUGAAUACAAUCUUGCAUCUAUUGAGAAACGUUUGAUAGAUAAUAUCUUCUUUGGACGUGCACACAUUGUGAUAGAAAUUGAAGAGUUUAUGUACAGAGAUGAUGUCAAAUCUUCCAAGAGAUUUGUUAGCUUUAAUCAGGCAAUCGAACAGACUAAAAUUCCACACGACGAACAAUCAGGUAUUAUGCUGGAGUUUAAUGAAAUAGCUGACAUUUCCAAUGCUUUGCGAGCUGUUGAAAUUGCAAUUGGUAUGUUGACAACAACUAAAGGCGACCCGCAUAUGUUCUACAAGAGAUAUUUAGUCGAUGUGCUGCAAAUGGACGCAGAUCAAUAUAUCACCAGUACAAAGAUGCAAAAUACAGUCCGUUUAACACAUCUUUAUUCAACAUGGCUUAUGUUAACUGUCGAGAGAGCAAAGAAACUAAAUGUGAGUAAAAAGGAACCAUUUUCUUUUGUCGAAGAAGUUUUUCGUGUAGCUAUAGAAGAGGUUGAAAUUCAAAAAAUAAAAACUUAUCUGCGACAUGUUGAUACACGAGUUUUGCUGUCAAAUCUAACAGAAUACAUUGUAUCUGAAUUACCAUGCAGAAAUGAGAACCAUGCUGAAUUGGCAUUAUCAGAUGCAUUGGAGAUAUAUGAAGAUCAAAAGGGAGUAAAAGAUGACGAAGAGGUUGAAAAAAUACCUCCCAUGGUUGAAUUGAAACACAUUUAUACGUUUUGGAAGUUAGUGGUUAAUGCGAGAUAAACACAUCUUUUGCACAAGUGAAUAUUUUCAUGAAUCAACCUAACAUUUUUAUCUUCAGUUUAACUUAAUAUCACAAGUACCUGCUUGGAAAUGAUUUCUUCUUAGUAUUAUCAAAACAUAAUUUAGUAAAUGUGAA
Messenger RNA from Hydractinia symbiolongicarpus, 15653 nucleotides. Its product is annotated as E3 ubiquitin-protein ligase rnf213-alpha-like. The transcript has 87 exons. The record is from RefSeq and is a predicted model, not a curated record. Gene Ontology annotation, molecular function: ubiquitin-protein transferase activity; ATP hydrolysis activity; ATP binding. The coding region runs from base 74 to 15517 and encodes 5147 amino acids. NCBI's taxonomy places the organism in Eukaryota, Metazoa, Cnidaria, Hydrozoa, Anthoathecata, Hydractiniidae.